AUGGAUGUCAAAUCGGUAUUCUUGAAUAGAAUUCUUGAGGAAGAGGUCUAUGUGGAACAACCAUUGGGUUAUGAAGUCAAGGGUGAAGAAGAUAAAGUGCUUCGAUUGAAUAAGGCACUUUAUGGUUUAAAGCAAGCACCAAGAGCAUGGAAUUCGAAGAUUGACAAGUACGUUCAAGAGAAGAAGUAUAUGAAGUGUCCUUAUGAGCAUGCCCUCUACAUCAAAAUGCUAUGUGAAAGCAUACUAAUCAUUUGUUUAUAUGUUGAUGAUUUAGUAUUUACCGGAAACAAUCAUAGCAUGUUUGAUGAGUUCAAAAGAGAGAUGGCAAAGGAGUUUGAAAUGACGGACAUUGGUCUCAUGAGUUACUAUCUUGGGAUUGAGGUCAAACAAGGUGAAGAUGGAAUUUUUAUAUCCCAAGAGGGCUAUGCUAAAGAAGUGCUCAGGAAGUUCAAUAUGAAUGAUGCUAAUCCAGUUAGAACACCGAUGGAAUGUGGAGUCAAAAUCACCAAGCAAGAUGGAGGAGAGAAGUCGAUUUAUGAACCGACAAUGACACAUUGUAAAAUGGCAAAAAGGAUACUUCGCUACAUCAAAUGGACGAUUGGGUAUGGUCUUUCCUAUGUCUCUUCUAGUAAUUUUGAUAUUGUUGGUUAUUGUGAUAGUGAUUGGAGUAGUGAUUUGGAUGAUCAAAAGAGCACUACGAGUGAUGCAUCAAAAUCUCUGGUGUAUAGCUACCAUCGGAGCUUCAACGGCUUUGCAGCGAGGCUAAACGAGGAAGAGGCUCGAAAACUCGCCGAGAUGGAUGAAGUUGUGUCUGUGUUUCCGAGUGAAAAGAAACAACUUCAUACGACAAGAUCAUGGGAUUUCAUGGGUUUCUUCCAACAAGCUCGAAGAACCAGCUUGGAGACCGAUUUGAUCAUCGGAAUGUUAGAUACUGGGAUUUGGCCGGAAUCUCAAAGCUUUUCAGAUGAAGGUUUUGGCCCGCCGCCCCCUAAAUGGAACGGCAAAUGCGAACCCGUUUCUAAUUUCACCUGCAACAAUAAAAUAAUCGGAGCUCGAGUCUUCCGGAGCGAGCCUCUCUUCGGAGCCGAUAUUCUUUCUCCGAGAGAUACAGAAGGCCAUGGAACCCACACCUCAUCCACCGCCGGCGGUAAUUUUGUCUCCGACGCCAGCCUCUUCGGCCUCGCCGCUGGCACCUCUCGUGGGGGCGCUCCCUCCGCCCGCAUUGCCGUCUACAAGAUCUGCUGGUCCGAUGGUUGCUUCGACGCCGACAUACUUGCAGCUUUCGACAAUGCAAUUGCUGAUGGCGUUGACAUCAUCUCCAUUUCCGUCGGAGGUUUUGUCGCCAAGAAUUACUUCAACGAUUCAAUCGCUAUUGGGGCUUUUCACGCAAUGAAGAAUGGGAUUCUGACUUCAAAUUCCGGUGGCAAUUCUGGCCCUAGCCUUGGUACUAUCACGAAUGUUUCUCCAUGGUCGUUAUCGGUAGCUGCUAGCACUAUCGAUAGGAAGUUCGUGACUAAUGUGAAGUUGGGUAAUGGAGAAUCCUUUCAGGGUACCUCUGUGAACACCUUCCAACUUGGAGAUAAGUUGUUUCCACUUAUACAUGCUGGUGAAGCUCCUAAUACAACUGCAGGUUUCAAUGGAUCAUUGUCAAGGUUCUGCAUCCCUGGUUCUCUGGACGUGGACAAAGUUCGGGGGAAGAUUGUUUUAUGCGAUGAGAUUGGUGAUGGGGGACCAGCUCUCAGUAGUGGUGCGGUUGGUACAAUAAUGCAAGAUGCUGGCCACCAAGAUGUUGCCUUUCUUUUCCCCCUACCUGUUUCCUUGAUAGACUUGAAGGCUGGAAAGAAUGUUUUCCAGUACCUGAGAUCAAACAGAAAUCCAGAAGCUACCAUAGAAAAGAGUACUACCAUUGAGGAUCUGUCAGCUCCAUCUGUAGUUUCCUUCUCAUCAAGGGGUCCUAAUAUAGUUACACUGGACAUUCUCAAGCCUGAUUUGGCAGCACCAGGAGUGGAUAUACUAGCAUCUUGGUCUGAAGGUACAACAAUCACAGGUUUAGAAGGGGAUAACCGAAUAGCUCCAUUUAACAUAAUUUCUGGCACAUCCAUGGCUUGCCCACAUGCAACAGGAGCAGCUGCCUAUGUCAAAUCCUUCCACCCAACUUGGUCUCCAGCUGCUAUUAAGUCAGCACUUAUGACAAGUGCUUUUCCCAUGACUCCGAAGUUAAACGCAGAUGCUGAGUUUGCAUAUGGAGCAGGUCACUUAAAUCCAGUAAAUGCCAUUAACCCCGGUUUAGUCUAUGAUGCUGAAGAGCUUGAUUACAUAAAAUUCUUGUGUGGGCAAGGAUAUAGUACUGAAAAUCUUCGCCUUGUUACUGGUGACCAAAGCAACUGUUCGGGUGUUACAAAAACAGCUGCAUCAGAUCUAAACUAUCCAUCUUUUUCUCUAGUGAUCAAUUCUCCUAGUCGAAGAUUGAUUAGUCGUGUCUACCACAGGACUGUCACAAAUGUCGGGCUGCCAGUGUCAACUUAUAAAGCAGUUAUUAAAGCUCCGCCUGGGCUCAAAGUUACAGUACGUCCUGCUACUCUUUCUUUCCGUUCUCUUGGACAAAAGAUAUCCUUCACUGUGACGAUUAAGUCUAAAGCAGAAGUUGGUGGAAAGAUGCUUUCUGGUAGCUUAACCUGGGAUGAUGGAGUGCAUCUGGUGAGGAGCCCCAUUGUUUCAUUUGUUAUUCCCUCAUCAUGAGAGCUUCAUGUGCUUAUUUAGUAUUGUCGGGAAGUCCCCCUAUUUUCCCUUUGUUUCAAGUGAUUUUAUCAUUUUAUGAUUCUAUCAAUAAAUUCUUCUUUAUGACUUA
Benincasa hispida (wax gourd) is the source of this 2848-nucleotide messenger RNA. The record is from RefSeq and is a predicted model, not a curated record. NCBI's taxonomy places the organism in Eukaryota, Viridiplantae, Streptophyta, Magnoliopsida, Cucurbitales, Cucurbitaceae.